Messenger RNA from Penicillium waksmanii, 2103 nucleotides. RefSeq names its product fungal specific transcription factor domain-containing protein. The coding region runs from base 1 to 2103 and encodes 700 amino acids. Gene Ontology annotation, molecular function: zinc ion binding; DNA binding. The transcript is spliced from 5 exons. Gene Ontology annotation, biological process: DNA-templated transcription. The record is from RefSeq and is a predicted model, not a curated record. NCBI's taxonomy places the organism in Eukaryota, Fungi, Ascomycota, Eurotiomycetes, Eurotiales, Aspergillaceae.
AUGGAUCUGAGUACUGCAGACAGGCGGAGAAGGCGCCGGCGCGUUGCAGAUGUGGAUCGAAAGAGGGCACCUCGAGCCGGGGAAAGCCUGCCAGGUACCGAACUACGUACCGAACUUCCAAAGCAAUCACCUCCCCAAGCUCCAAAGACCUCGCCAACUCUCUCAGAUCGCGGAGUUGUUGAAAACUCUGGGCUACCAUCGCCAGCUUCCGUUUUAUCGCAUGGUCUAUCAAAACAUGUCAUUGCCGACCAAUCGAAACGAGUAUUAUGGCCAAACAUUCUAUCCCGGCUUCGGGAAGCAUUUUCCCUUGACCCCCAACGCGCUCCGGAAGAACGAGAGAUGGUUGCGAUGCAAGCUCGUAUGAUACAACCCAAGGGACUACAUCCCUCUGAACUAUCCAGAUUGCACGCGGCUAUCAAUGCCUUUCCUCCUCGCCUAGUUGCCGAUUUCCUGGUUUUCAUAUUCAUUAAGCACGCGACCGAUGUUUUUUUCUACUUUGAUCAGGCGCAGAUGCUCUCCGACAUCGAUGAAUUCUACACGGACCCCAGAUCAUCUUUGAGGCUUGAUCCAGCUUUUAUCUGUCUCGCCAUGGCGACAUUCGCGCUUGGAAGUCAGUGGACACCUUUGGAGAGGCCUGAAGGGCUCGAGUCUGGCCAACAAAAAGACGACGUAGAUUUAGGACGUGAAUUUUCCUUUCACGCGAAGUCCCUCGUGCCUGAUAUCGUCGAACGCUCAUGCUUGAGAUCCAUUCAGGCACCAUUUGUCCUCGGUGUUUAUUUCAUGCCAGCAAGUGCAAUUGGAGCAUCCUAUGUAUUUCUAGGCCUGGCAUUACGAAAGGCUUUAGCAUCCGAUCUCCAUCUUGGUUCAGAAGAUGGGGCCUUGACCGAUAUAGAAAAGGAAGUGAGGUGCCGUCUCUGGUGGUCGAUCUUUUCGCUCGAACGAUGCACCACCGUGAAAUUGAAUCGACCUCGCUCCAUUGAUACCCAGAUCAUCACAGUACCAUAUCCCUCUAAAUGCAUAGCCCUUGAUCAAGUCCAGAAAUUCGAGAACCUUGAUUGUCAGGUGGCAUACGUUCGACUUAUAAGAUUACUCGACGAAAUUGCCGGGGUUGCAAGAGUGGCGGCGCUGACAAGACGAAGAGAUGGAUUGCCCGAGCCACCGGGCCUAUCGCAGUCAAAAUGGGAGGCGGAUCUGAAAUUAUGGAAGCAAUCUCUUCCCAUUGAUUUAAAGCUCGAUCGAAUGGGCCCAAGCGACUUGAAAUACCGAGCCGUAUCUCACCUUUAUCUGAAUUACUACUAUGCACUUAUUACCAUGGGCAAAGUUGCACUGGUAACAGUCGCCAGGACGAAGUUAAAGCAAGCCGACGGCGAGAUGCUGGACGUGAGUGACCAUGUCAAGGAACUGGCAAUUUGCUGCUCAAAAGCCGCAAUCAAGACGCUUCAGCUAUUUGAGAGCUUGAAUAGGAGUCGGAAGAUUACAAGAUUCUCAUUUACCGAUUUUCAAGGAUGCAGCAUCGCAACCAUAGUCACUUUGGUGUCCGGAAUAUUAGAGCGAGAUUCAUCGUACGACAUUCGAGUCAAUUUUGGCUUGAAUUGCCUGCGGAAAAUGGCUACAGGAAAUAUGACUGCAAAAUUGGGAGUGAGGUUUGUGGAAGCAGUUCAAUCUAUCACAAAUGAAGCAGCGAGAAAGCGGCAACUCGAAGCUUCUUUGCCCCCGGAUACUUCGAACUCGAUUCAUUCUGGGUAUUAUCAGUGGGCAGAAUGGCUCACAGUACAAGGGGACUCUCAAAGGCGGCCCGACUCUAUGGUCCGUCUACACGAAGAAUCUCCUUCAGCCAGGGAGAAUAGGGACCAGAACUCAGUUCCGUGGUUGGCAGCACAAUCCACAUUCAGAGAUACAUCUACCUGGCAAAUACAGAUUGAACAAAACACCUCAGAGACAUCAUCAGCUCCUCAGAACUCUCUGAACGAGUCACCCGAGUCUUUACUGCCUAUGGGGUAUGAUUUCUUUUCCACGCUACACAGCGAUGAACAUUCAUUCUUGAUGGGAUUGACGGGACUGGAUGCUUUGGACUUUUCUGGCCUGACUGUUCAACUCGAGUGA